UCUGACUCGGAGAACGAGAAUGACGCGGCCAAGGGCAAGGAGGAGAUGAACAAGUGCGAGAAGGAGCUGAACGGGGAGAUCCCCGGGCUCCUCGGCACGUCGUGCCAGCUGCUGGCGGUGCUCAAAGGACUCCAGGGCAAGAACUACGCGUGGUUCGGCCCGUUCUCGCAGGAGGCCAACGCCGCGGUGAGCGGCCUGGAGACGACCAAGCAGCAGCUGACGGAGCAGAUCCAGGGG
Prorocentrum cordatum is the source of this 237-nucleotide messenger RNA. The record is from the annotation of a GenBank genome assembly. Lineage: Eukaryota; Dinophyceae; Prorocentrales; Prorocentraceae.